This is a messenger RNA of Parnassius apollo (apollo), 249 nucleotides long. The record is from the annotation of a GenBank genome assembly. NCBI's taxonomy places the organism in Eukaryota, Metazoa, Arthropoda, Insecta, Lepidoptera, Papilionidae.
AUGAAUACUUUACUUAAGAUUCAGUUGCUGAGAGGUAGUACAUACGAAGAAAAAAUUGCCCGACCACAUUUGAAAGAAGUAUCGAAUUGCAUUAAUUUACCAGAUGCUUAUUUAUUAAAAGCUUGUGGUGUGAAUAGAUUUUUGUUUCACAAGCUUUUGAGAAUUUUAGAACCUGUUGUACCCAAAACGCAGCGAUCAAAUGGUAUUCCAUUUACGUUAAAGUGGUUCACAUCAGAAGUCAAUUGGUAA